Messenger RNA from Emiliania huxleyi CCMP1516, 4300 nucleotides. RefSeq lists its product as hypothetical. The coding region runs from base 17 to 4198 and encodes 1393 amino acids. Gene Ontology annotation, molecular function: serine-type endopeptidase activity. The record is from RefSeq and is a predicted model, not a curated record. The transcript has 12 exons. Lineage: Eukaryota; Haptophyta; Isochrysidales; Noelaerhabdaceae. Gene Ontology annotation, biological process: signal transduction.
UGCUGAUCGCCGGCAUAUGCUCGUCCUCGCUUUUCUCGCGACGCCCUCAGCCGCCACUCGCCCGCCUACGUGGGACGGGGAGGCACUCAUCGUCACGCACAACCGCACCGACUUCUGCGUCAAGCGCCCGACCGACGCGCCGGCGCUCGCCCUCGCGGCGUCCGCCUCGUGCGAACCCAACAAGGCCGCGGAGCUCCUGCUCCGCGAGGACGACCUCACCUGGGAGGGCGCGGCGCUGUUCGGUGCCUGGCCGGACGCCACCUUCCAUCAAAACUUCUCCUUUCCCACCAAGUUCUCCAAGCCCACCGGCGCCGCCUCAUGCACCGCCGGCCCGACGACCCUCAAGCACAUCGGCGCCGCGGCCGACGCCGAGUUCACCUCCUUUGACGAGCCUUCCCGCGCAACCAAGAUCAGCGACCCUUCACCCGAGGAGAGCUUCACAAUCGCGGCCCAUUCAGAGAUCGAGGAGCUGCUCGUUCUUCACCCUUGUGCGGCCGUACUGGCGCUGCUCAUCGCGGCGUGCAGUGGGCUGCUGCUGCGUGGGCAGCAGGACGUAUGCGGCACACCAGCGGCACCGCUCCAGACCGUCAACGUCAGCAGCCCGUGCUCGCUCACCGACGGCGGCUCGUGCGCCGCUUCGCCAAACUACCCGAACAGCUACGGCAGCAACGAGAAGUGCACCAUUAGCGGCGUGCCGCCGGUCGAGCUGGAGAUGGUCGCCUUUGAUGUGGAGGGCAACAAUUGCCGCUACGACUAUCUUACCGUCAACGGCGUAAAGUACUGCGGCAAGUCGGGGCCGGAUGGCGCGGUGGCGGAGGGCGGCGUCAUCGAGUGGGAAUCGGAUGGCAUCGACAUCUGCUGGGCGACCCGGCCGCCUUCACCGCCGUCCCCGCCGCCUUCACCGCCGCUGGUGCCUCCACCGCCGCCUUCACCGGGUUUUCCUGGCGGCUACUUCAUCACCGGCCCGUGCUCGCUCACCGACGGCGGCUCGUGCGCCACGUCGCCAAACUACCCGAACGGCUACGGCGACAACGAGGAGUGCACCAUCAGCGGCGUGCCGCCGGUCGAGCUGGAGACUGUCGGCUUUCAUGUGGAGCGAUGCGCAUUCGGCUGCAGAUGCGACUACCUCACCGUCAACGGCGCAAAGUACUGCGGCACUUCGGGGCCGGAGGGCGCGGCCGGGGGCGGCGUCGUCUACGCGUAUAACAGCGGUGCGGUCUCGAUAAUCGGCUCGACGAACGGCGUCGUCGUCUACGCGUAUCGGAACAGCGGUGCGGUCUCGAUAACCAGCUCGAACGUGUCGGGCUGCUCUGCUGGCAAUAACGGCGUCGUCGUCUACGCGUAUCGGAACAGCGGUGCGGUCUCGAUAACCAGCUCGAACGUGUCGGGCUGCUCUGCUGGCAAUUACGGCGGCGUCGUCUACGCGUGGAACAGCGGUGCGGUCUCGAUAAGCAGCUCGAACAUGUCGGGCUGCUCGGCUACUGGCCUAAGCCAGGAAGGGAACGGCGGCGUCGUCUGGGCGCAUGGCAGCGGGGCGGUCUCGAUACUGGACUCCACCGUGAGCGGCUGCUCGGCUGGCCAGUGGGGCGGCGUCGUCUACGCGGAUAAGAGCGAGUCCCUCUCCAUCGCGGGUGUCGACUUCAUCAACAACGGAGCGGCUAGGUCAGGCUCGGUGCUGUACCUGUCAGUCCUCACUCAACGCUCUUCCAUAAGCGACGCCUCCUUCACCGGCAACGACGGUGUCACGAUCCAGACCGACUCGCCGAUAGACUGGGACUGCCGCUUGGGCAGCUGGAUGCCGACCGAGGGCGCCUUGAAGGGCGACGUCAACGCUCCCGAGUGCUACCUUUGCCCCGCUGGCUACUUUGGGAACACGAGCGGCCUCACCACUUCCUCUUGCAGCGGCCAGCGGGCCACCCGCAUCGAGUCCGCGGUCGGCCUGCAGCCCAAGUUCAAGGUCUUCGUCAGCUUCUACCAGGUGAGCAGCGCCCUCGGCCUCGUCUACGGCGUCCGCCUCCACGGGCGCUUUACGCGCUGGCUCGACGUGCUCAAGCUGUUCAGCCUGGACCUGUUUGACGUUGCCAUCCCCGGCCCCUGCAUCGGAGCCAUGAGCACGCGGCUGCUCGUCGCGGGCACCUGGCCGUACCUCGCCGUCGCCUUCGUGUCGCUCGCCAUUGUGGCGGUGGCGGCGGUCCUCAAUGUCAAGCAGAAGCAGGCUUUCGACCGCCAGCUGCUCGGCCGCCUCCUUUACUGGGCGAUCUUCAUCUUCUACCUCGUGCUUCCCUCCGUCUCGCGCUCCAUCUUCAGUGCGAGGCUGUGCGAGUCCUUUCGCUACGACGACGCGACAGGCCAGCGCAUCAGCUACCUGCUUGCCGACCUGGCGCUCACGUGCGAUGCCGGCCCGACGUGGGAAGACGAGACUGUGAGGGGACUCGCGCCGUACUUUUGGGCCUACUUCGCUCUCUGGCCCGUCCUCGUGCCGCUCGGCUUCCUGGCGCUGCUGCUCCGCGUCCGCAAGCCCGUGGCUGCGCAGCGCGCAACGCCGCUCUCUCGUGCGACGAGCUUCCUCUGGCGGGACUACUCUGCCCGCUUCCUCUUCUGGGAGGUGUUCGACCUGUUCCGCAAGAUCUUCCUCACCUCGAUGGUGCUCUUCAUCGACCACGAGUACGGCGCGAGGAAGUUGCUGCGCACCGUGGUCGCCGCCAUCGUCUCGGCCAUGUUUCUCACCAUUCUCGCGCUCGCCCGCCCCUACCGGCGCUUCGACGACCUCUGCCUCGCGUGCAUCGCCAACUUGCUCCUCACCUGCUGCUUCGUGUCGGGAGUGGUCAUCCAGCUCUGCGACAGCACCGUGCACGAAGACAUGUGCUACGAACUCGUUGGCUACAAGACCUCGCGCGGCGCCACCACCUUUGCCGUCGCCCUCACCGCAGUCAUGCUCGCCGUCUCGCUAGCCGUCAUCCUCAUAUCGGCGGUCAGCGCCUCGAGGGUGAAGACCAUGCGGCUCGUCUCGUCGAAGCGCGAGCCGAUGCGCGACGGCAUCACCCUCGCCGACGGCCAGGAGUGGCACCUCUUCCUCAGCCACGUCUGGAGCACGGGCCAGGACGCCGUCGCCGUCAUCAAGAACGAGCUGCAGCAGUUCCUGCCCGGCUGCGAGAUCUUCCUCGACAUCGACGACCUCAAAAACAUCGGAGAGCUGGAGGCGUACAUUCGUCGCUCGCAGGUGGUGCUCUGCUUCCUGUCGCGGGGCUACCUGCGCUCGACGAACUGCCUGCGAGAGGUCCGCGCCGCGCUGGAGAUGGGCAAGCCGCUCGUGCUCGUCCACGAGGCAGACCCGGACAAGGGCGGGGGCACACUCGCCGAGCUGCGGUCCGAGUGCCCCGAGGAGCUGCAGGCCGCCAUCUUUGAGGCCGGCUGGCCGAUGGCGGUGUGGCAUCGGAUCGCGGCCUUCCAGCACGUCUCGCUCAAGGUCAUCGCCGAGGCGCUACUGCUGAAGACGCCAAAGUACGCGGGCGAGGACGAGCUGCCCCUGUGCAUCCCGGGCGAGAUCCGAGCCGACGGCCUCGCCUUCCCCAAGCCGGUGAUUCUCUGGGCCUCGACGUUGAACGCCGGGGCGCGAGAGCUCGCCAAUUCGGUCGCGGCGGCCGUGGCUGGCGGCAUCUCGAUCCCCGACGCAGCGCCCUCGCGCCUAUCCGCGCUGCCUCGCUCCUCGCGCUCCUCGCGCCUCUCCUCGCUCCUCCCUUCGCUAUCUCGACGCGCGAGAAGAGAAGGCGGCGGCGAGGCGACGCACAUGCUGCUCUACCUGAACAGGUUGACGUGGGCCGGCGAUGGCGCCGAGGCGCUCGCAGAGCAGGUGCGCGCCGCGCGCCGCGCCAAGCUGCCGAUCGUAAUGGCGCACGAGAAUGACGCCGUCCGCAACGGCUGCAUCUUUGGGCAUUUUUUCGAGGUAACGCCGCGCGACCUUAUUGCCGAUGGGCUGUACCACGACCUCGCCAUCGGCUGCCACGCGGACCCGCACCGACAGGUGUCGCUCGCCCUGCUCGCAAAGGCGCUCGGCGCGACCAAGCAGACAGCCCAGUCGCGCGUGCAUCGCGUCACCGCCCUCGCUCUAACGAUCCGCGGCUCCUUGACAAAGACGAAGCCGUCGAAUGGCGACGACCUUGUGGAAGCGUCAGCGACGCAGGCCCGCCAGAUCGUCUGAGCGGAUACAUACCCCACUGUACUUUAAGUGCGACAGCCCCGACAGCCGACUCCCGUGCUUGUGCCGCGAGUUUUUUGCAUUCUAAAUUCUUUUUUGUCAAUC